AUGACUCGGUAUCUCACCCCCUCCAAGAUCUCCCUUCUAGCCCUUGUUUCCGUCUACGCUGAAGGCGUGGUCCCCAAUUCUGCUAUCAUCCCCGUCCUCUCAUUUCUAGUCUCCCAUCUACUUCCUCCUCAGCCCUCAACUCAACAUCUCACCUCAAGCAACACAACAACCCAAGAUAGCAACCAUGCCAUUCCAAUCCAAGACUUUGAGGCUGCCACGUCAUCUCUAGCUUCCUCCAUCCCAGGUAGAACCGUCUGGGACCUGCUCCUGAAAAGGCUAUGGAAACUGGGCUGCUCCGACGCCCUGGACGAAUUCUUCGCUGGCAUACUAACCAUGCUCACGAAGACGCGCGAGGAUCAAAUCAAUGAUCGGAACAAUGGUAUCGCGCCGCAGACGGGUCGUAUGAUGAUCUCCCGCACAUCCCUGCUAGGCAUGUUCGUCAGGAGGGCGCAUCUUGAGUACACCCGUCUGCAGUUCCAUGAUGCGGUGGCUCUGUGGCGGGGGUUUAUCAAAUACCGGUUACCGACGUACCAACUGUGGGCCAAGCGGAAUCCGCUAGAUAGCCAGAUCGCGGUGGAUGUUAAUCUGGUUGAGCUUGGCCUAGAUCUGACGAGUCCGCUGGUGAAGGUGGUGUAUGGCGCGUUGGAAGAGGGGAAAGAUGUGGAAGUGGGGAUGAGCACGAGAGAUAUUGAGCGGCUGCUGGAUUUUCAGGUUGGGGAGAUGCAGAGCAACGGAUGCAGGAUUACUGGUGAAAUGAAAUCACGUCUGGAACAGAUGGUUAUGUCUGGAGUAUCUGUACCCAGCUCGCAACAUUAUAUAAAAUUCCUUGAUGCCUGGAAAGCAGGAGAUUACCCCUCCUCCUUUGAUCAUCUACAUCGCUACUUUGACUACACCAUGCAAAGCCGUGAUAGAACUUUCUAUCAAUAUGCCCUUCUCAAUCUUGCCAUUCUCCAAGCCGACUUUGGCUGCCACGCGGAGGCUGUCGCAGCCAUGCAAGAGGCCAUUUCGAUUGCCAGAGAAACCCAUGACAUGAGCUGCCUCAAUUUCUGCAUGAGCUGGCUUUACCACUUUGGAAAAGCCUUUCCAGAUGAAAUGAAGGACAUUCAGAACACGGGCAUGUUGGGCAGUGAAAAGGAAGGAUUGGCAUUUCUCCAGGCGAAGGCUAGAGAGACGGAAAUGUGGGGUCUGCUAGGUACAUCGUUACUUAGUGAAGCCAAACUGGAGCUGCAGAAUGGCGAGAGUGUGGCGUCAGCAUUUGAACAUAUUGUCAAAGCCUCAUUUCUCAAUGUGACGAAGGACGCGCCUAAUUUAGCUGGGCCUCUGCUUAUGCUGCAAGCUUCGACAUAUUCUCGAAUAGGGGUCGCACAUCUGGCGUGGUCCAAUUGCGAAAUCUUUCGAGAAUGCUAUGCAGAACAAGCUCCACAUGAAGACAACCUAAGAGUGACAUGUCGGAGUAGCAUGUUGCUGGCCGCUAGAGGAAGCUAUGGCCUGUCUAUGGCUCGGCUAAAUGAGAUAUCUUCCGAUUCGCUUCGAGUUCUUAGGAUCCAACAGAAUUGGACAUUCUUUUGCGGACUUUUGAAGCUGCAAAGACAACUUCAUCGAGAUGAUAAACUAGCAGCCGAGCAGCUUAUAUCACAACUACGUGCAUGUGCUCCACCAGACACAGAAUUAGUGUUGACACUCUCGCUCUUGGAGGUAGACUUUUUGAUGCGAAAGGGUGACUACACAGCUGCGCUCGAAAUAGUUGAGCGAAAUGCCCAGUCGAUGCGACAGGAGAACUUCGACGUUGCCACCCAGGUCAAAUUGCUAGUGUACAAAGCAAGGAUCUUUGACCAAACCAAUCAACCCGAAAGAGGGUUCUCGUUAGCAAUGAGAGCAGCCAAUAUCGCCCAUCGAUCACGGUAUCUCCCUGGUCUGUGGGAGUCUAUCGGCGUGCUCUCCGUGAUCCUCAUGGCCUUCAAAGAAUUCGAAGCAGCCGUCGAGAUUCUCGAGAGUAUCGUACCUCAAGUUCACGAGUGCGAAGAUGCGUAUCUCACCGCGCGUACAUAUUCUCUAUUAGCUGAUGCCAACAUGGGGCUGGCGGGACAAGUGCAGGUGCACAGCCAGGGGAGGGACAAAGUACGGCAGAAGGAGCAUAUGGCGCGGGCGGUGGAAUUUAUUGACUGCGCGUUUGGGGAGUUUUCAAAUGUGGAGGAUGUGCAGGGCCAAUGCGAAAUGAUGGCGAAAAAGGCGACUGUGAUGCAUCUGUCUGGGGAUCUGGUAUUGGCAAAUGAUUAUGCGGCCAAGUAUCUGGACUUGAAGAAACAGGCUGCAGCAGAGAGAUAA
Molecule: messenger RNA, 2325 nt
Organism: Histoplasma capsulatum G186AR
Lineage: Eukaryota; Fungi; Ascomycota; Eurotiomycetes; Onygenales; Ajellomycetaceae
Product: anaphase-promoting complex protein
Exons: 7
Coding region: 1-2325 (774 amino acids)
Biological process (GO): protein K11-linked ubiquitination; anaphase-promoting complex-dependent catabolic process; positive regulation of mitotic metaphase/anaphase transition
Cellular component (GO): anaphase-promoting complex
Molecular function (GO): protein binding
Source: RefSeq, a predicted model, not a curated record